AGCUCAUAGCAGCAGUAAGUUCAGUAGCGCGGUGUUUCGCUUCUCAGUGUAUAAGCAGGGUGACUGAGAGGAGCAGCGGGUCAGUAUGGCCGUAUGAUAUAUUACUUACUUACACAACACCGCGCUAUCUGUCUGCGGUAUUAUUAUUUUACCCAACGUUCAGGCAGAGGAUUGUAUUGGAAUAAUCGUUUCCUUAAUUUUGCAACACCAUGGCGUCAGUAGUGUGCCGAGUCCAGUUCCUGGACGAUAUGGACCCUUUCGUUUGCACCAAUUUUCCCGAGCCCAGGAGACCGCCACCUUACACUCUGUAUGAAGACAUUUCCCUAAUUGAGCAGUUGGCCGGUGUGCAUAAGCUGCUGGAAGCUCCCUUAAAAUUGGAAGACUGUGCUCUGCAGUUAUCUCCGAGUGGAAACUAUUUGGAUUUGGAUUUGACACUUUCAGAACAGAAGGAUGACCUGGAACAGUUCUAUGAAGAUAUUGGCAAGGGGAAGAAGCCUGUGCUGAUCCUGCGGACCCAGCUGUCUGUUCGAGUCCAUGCCAUACUAGAAAAGCUGUAUAACUCUCAUGGGCCCGAGCUGAGACGAUCCCUCUUCUCUCUGAAGCAGUUAUUUCAGGAUGAUAAAGACCUGGUUCCGGAGUUUGUGAUUUCAGAGGGGCUGACAUGUCUCAUUAAAGUCGGAGCCGAGGCGGAUCAGAACUACCAGAAUUACAUCCUGAGAGCUCUCAGUCAGAUCAUGCUCUUCGUGGAUGGAAUGAAUGGUGUGAUUAACCACAGUGAGACUCUCCAGUGGCUUUACACUCUCACUGGCAGCAUGCACCGUCUGGUUGUGAAGACUGCUCUGAAGUUGCUCAUUGUGUUUGUGGAGUACACAGAGUCCAAUGCUCAGCUUCUCAUUCAGGCUGUCAGCACGGUCAGCAGGCAGAGAGACACCAAGCCGUGGUCCUGUCUAAUUGAAAUACUGGAAGAGAAGAAUGGAGCUGACGUGGAGCUGCUUGUAUUCACAAUGACACUAAUAAACAAGAUACUGGCAGCUCUACCAGAUCAGGACUCAUUCUACGAUCUCACUGACUGUCUGGAAACACAAGGCAUGGAGACUGUCAUCCACAGACACAUGAACAACAAAGGAACCGAUUCAGACCUGAAGCACCAGUUCACUUUAUAUGAGAAUGCCUUGAAGUUUGAGGACGGCGAGCUGGACAGGGCCCUGCCCAACAUGCGGAGGGACCGGAGGAAACUGGCGCCGAGCGCUGAGGAAGGCCGGAAGAGCAGGCGAACUUCUGGACAGAACAUGACGGAGGCGGUGUUCGCCUCCACAACCCCGUCCUCCUGUGCCUCCCCCAGCCCCACCCUAGAGAGCAGCCUGCCCAGUCUCGACCGUUCCCACAGGACCCCCCUGCCCAGCGACAGGGCUUCCAGCUCCCAGGACUCGGGAUCCCAGAGCUCGUCUCCCUCUCUAUAUCCAGACUCCAGGUCUCCCACCGCCGCCAGCAACGGCAUCAUUUUAUCUGCCACCGAGCUCCAGCAGAGCGAAGGGCCCCCCAGCACAUCAUCUUCUCACAGCCCUGGUCCUUUCACUAGGGGGCGCUCAUUCGUCAGUCAUUAUGUGCCACCUCUGGGCAUUGGGAGAAGGUCUAGACUCUCUAGCGGUCAGUCGGUGUCCGGGGAAGCUUCUCCCACCUCUGCCAGCCUUGCCUUGCAGGACUCCUCUCCCAACGGGAGCCAGUCGGAUCUGCACUGCGCUCUGCCGGUGCCGGAGAAGGAGGGCACAACUUCUGAAAGAGGCAUUUUCAAGACAGAGGAGGUUUGUUCUGUAAAUAUGGAUAAACCUGUCUUAAGAAAGUUUGAAAAUCGCUUUUUGCAAAGCCUCGCUGCCACCCAAAGGGAAAAGGAAAAGAAAAGGUUUUCGCUCAGUAAAGGGAGGCUGGAAACUUUGUCUUCUGAAGAAGUGUCGUCAUCCCCAGACAUUGUUGUCACCACCCCAAAGGGUCGCAACUCACCAAGCAGUUUUAAUGAAGGUGGGGAGCGUCUGAGUGCGAAGGAGCAGCAGAGGGAGGCAGCAAGCGAGAAGGAGCCUUGCUCAGCCUCCUCCUCCUCUUCGACCAGCAGCACCCUGGAACGAGAGGACAAGAGAGGCGACAGGCAGGCGGCACAUAAUGAUCCAGGUCAAAGCCUCCUUCGGCAGAGCAGUCUGGAGCAGCACAGCACCCUUUCCAGCGACAGGAAGUUCAUGCUCGACAUGCUGUACUCCAGGAACAAAGCCGGGGCCCUGAAGACACCCCAGGAGGCUGAGAAGGUCGGGCAGGAGGAGGAGGGGGAGGUGGUGCAUGAGGAGGAGAAGGAACCAGGAGAGGGUCGGAAGCCCUCCAGCAAGGCCUGUCUGGCCAGCCGCAUCUCUGUCCUGGAGCCCCCCUACGAGUGGAGCGAGGAGAGCCAGCAGAGACCGGAGAUGGAGAGCAUGGCGGGGAGCGUGAGGGCGGCUAAGGAGAGGCUGAGCGAGGAGCAGCAGCAGCAGCAGCUCAGAAACCUCCGAGCGCAGUACAGCAUCGACGCUGAAGUCAACUCCAAGAACCUGGAGAAGACCCUCAUGACCCCCUUGUCAAGGGACGGCGAGUGCAUGUGGGACCAGCUAGAGACACGCUUCAGGCAGCUGAAGAUCAAGGACCUGGACUUCUCAGACCUGCUCGAGGAUGAGGACAUUGACGUCUUGGACAUUGGCGUUUACGAACCGGGGGUUACAAACAGGGGCGCGGUCCCCCCUUCUCCCCUCACUCCUCUGGGCAGCACUGGCAACCUGCCUCCCCCUCCCCCUCCCUCUCCCCCUUACCCCCUCCCCCAGGAGGCAAUGGGCGGGGGAGGGCCCCGCCCCCUGGAGAGAACGGGGGGACCUCUCUUGCCCCCCUGGGGGUCCGGCUACAGUACGGCGCCUGGUUCCCCCUUAAAGACUGAGGACAGCACCUUCACCAAGAAGAGGAAGACUGUUAAGCUCUUCUGGAAGGAGCUGAAACAAUCUGAAAGCCCCAGGAAGUGCACGUUUGGGAGGGGCACAGUCUGGGCCUCCCUGGACAAGGUGACUGUGGACACUGCCAAGCUGGAGCACCUGUUUGAGUCUAAAGCCAAGGAACUCCCUACUGCUAAGAAAGGAGCUGAAAUUAAAAAGCAGACAAUAGUUGUGCUGGAUCCCAAGAGAAGCAAUGCAAUUAACAUUGGGAUGACAGUGCUGCCCCCUGCUCACAUCAUCAAGACAGCCGUUCUCAACUUCGAUGAAUUCGCAAUUAACAAAGAAGGCAUUGAGAAAAUCCUCACCAUGGUCCCGACGGACGAGGAGAAGCAGAGGAUCCAGGAAGCUCAGCUGGCCAACCCUGACGUUCCUCUGGGCACCGCUGAGCAGUUCCUGCUGAUGCUGUCCUCCAUCAGCGGACUGACCGCCAGGCUGCAGCUCUGGGCUUUUAAACUGGACUACGAGAGCAUGGAGAAGGAGAUUGCAGAACCAUUGUUUGAUCUGAAGCUGGGAAUGGAGCAGCUUGCAAAGAAUAAAACCUUCAAAAACAUUCUGGCAACGCUGCUUGCAAUUGGAAACUUCCUCAAUUGUUCCAAUGCCAAAGGCUUUGAGCUGAGCUACUUGGAGAAAGUGACCGAGGUUAAAGACACAGUGCACAGGCAAUCCCUGCUCUACCACACCGCUAACUUCGUAGUGGAGAACUUCCCAGAAACAUCAGAUGUGUAUUCUGAGAUCGCAGCCAUCACACGCUCUGCUAAAGUGGAUUUCAGUCAGCUGUCAGAAAGCCUGGUUCAGCUGGAGAGGAAGUGCAAGACGUCCUGGGACAACCUGAAGGUGAUCGCCAAGCAUGAGAGCAAACCCUCCCUGAAGAACAAACUGACAGAGUUCCUGAAGGACUGCACAGAGCGGAUCAUCAUCCUGAAAGUGGUGCACCGACGCAUCAUCAACAGGUUUCAUUCAUUCUUGCUGUACCUCGGCCAGCCCUCUCACUCGGUGCGGGACAUGAAGGUGACGCAGUUCUGCAGGAUCAUCAGCGAGUUUGCUUUGGAGUAUCGCACUACGCGGGAGAGGGCCCUGCAGCAGAGGCAGAAGAGGGCUGAGUACCGAGAGAGGAACAAGACCCGGGGCAAGAUGAUCACAGAGACGGAGAAGUUCUCCAGUGCUGCUGGCCCCCCGGAGAGCAGCCCGGCUCCUGUGUCGGCUCCCAGCUCCCAGCAGCAGCAGGGCCAGGCAGACGAGGAGCAUGAGAACAUGAAGAACCUGCUGAUCCCGAGUGCGGAGCCCAGCGGCACCCGUCGGAGCAGAGGCUACUACAGUUUAGGUAGAACUAGUCCAUUCAAUUCGGCAGUGUCAAAGGAGGACAGUUCGAGUUCACAGGACGAUGCCACUGAUGAAAUCAUGGAUCGUUUGGUUAAGUCUGUUACGCAAAACCCUAACCAGAGACCUUCGACACCAAAGGAGAGGAAGAGGUCCCGGGCAAACAGGAAGUCGUUGCGGAGGACCCUGAAGAGUGGGCUGACCCCUGAGGUGGUUCAGGCUCUGGGACUGACCAAUGCCAGCGAGGUGUAACUGUGAAGUGUUUAGAGGCGGGGCGGGGGGGUUGCAUGGAAUCAGGACGUGACUUUGCAUUGACAUGGAGGAGUUUAUGGAGUGGAGUCAUUAGUCCCUAAAAUGAAAAGGGACAAGGCUUUGAAGAGAGGUGUAGUACGUUCUGAAAAGCUUCCAGAAGGCUUUGGAAUAUGAAAAGUGCAAGAGUAUGCUUGAUGGAAGACGCUUGUCCCAACCUUGACAUCAUUGAAAUUUCCAGAGGUGCUAAGCAGUUGGGUUGUAAACAAAAGAGGGGUCAGAAAAGCCUCUAAGUACAGGUUUGUGGGUGACAGAAUAAUCUCAUUCCUGUCAUGAACUUGCACAAGUUUACACUGUUUCAACUCCUGACUGACAUGUUUUGCAGCCAGAAGUCUGAGGUGAAAAUACCUGAGAAAUUAAAUGCAUCAGUUUUCCUUAAAAGGCAUCCAAACUGAAAAUGUCCCUUUAUCCAGUGCAGAUAGCACAUUCAGAUGAAUACCUUUGCUAUAACAUGUGUUCUUCACAUUUGAGACCAACAUAACAAAUGGAAGUUUAGGAUUGGUAAGAUAAAUACAUGUCAGGGAUAGAAAUAACCCUCCCGUUGCAUAGCAGCUUGACCCAUUCCUGAUUUUACUAUGAGCUUGUUAACUAUACACUGUGGCUAAUCUAGC
Molecule: messenger RNA, 5236 nt
Organism: Polyodon spathula (Mississippi paddlefish)
Lineage: Eukaryota; Metazoa; Chordata; Actinopteri; Acipenseriformes; Polyodontidae
Gene: fhod1
Product: formin homology 2 domain containing 1
Exons: 25
Coding region: 210-4568 (1452 amino acids)
Biological process (GO): cortical actin cytoskeleton organization; actin filament network formation
Cellular component (GO): cytoplasm; cytoskeleton
Molecular function (GO): actin filament binding
Source: RefSeq, a predicted model, not a curated record